UCUCCCUAUUCUCGUGUGGAAUGAGCCGUUCGAGCCGGUUGCCCGAGCAGCAGCAGCAGGCGGCGGCGGCGGCACUGAGGCAGGUUGUUUGAGGACUGAAUGUCGUACUGACUUCUGAGGGGACUCGCAGCCGAGACGGGGGACGAGGACAGAGAGGCUGUUAGGAUGGCUUCAAACUUCAACGAUAUAGUGAAGCAGGGCUACGUGAGGAUUCGGAGUAAGAAAUUGGGGAUCUUCAGAAGAUGCUGGCUUGUAUUCAAGAAGGCGUCCAGUAAAGGACCACGGCGAUUAGAGAAAUAUCCAGAUGAAAAAGCUGCUUACUUCAGAAGCUUUCACAAGAUUACUGAGCUCCACAACAUUAAGAACAUUACGCGAAUGCCACGAGAGACCAAGAAACACGCAGUGGCAAUUAUUUUCUGUGAUGAGACGUCAAAGACAUUUGCCUGUGAGUCAGAGCUGGAGGCUGAAGAGUGGUGGAAGUUAUUGUGUUUGGAGUGUCUGGGCAGCAGACUUAAUGACAUCAGCCUGGGAGAACCGGACUUGUUAGCAGCAGGGGUGCAGAGGGAACAGAACGAGAGAUUUAAUGUUUACUUGAUGCCUACCCCAAACCUGGACAUCUACGGAGAGUGCACAAUGCAGAUUACCCAUGAGAACAUCUACCUUUGGGACGUCCAUAAUGCCAGAGUCAAGCUGGUCAUGUGGCCGCUCAACUCCCUGAGGAGAUACGGCAGAGACUCGACCUGGUUCACGUUUGAGUCCGGGAGGAUGUGUGAUACAGGGGAGGGUUUGUUCACAUUCCAGACAAGAGAAGGCGAGAUGAUCUAUCAAAGAGUUCACUCUGCCACACUGUCCAUCGCCGAGCAACAUGAACGCAUGAUGAUGGAGAUGGAGAAGAGCUCACAGACUCUUUCAAACGAGAGCACAUUAACAAAGUCGAUAUCUCUCCCGCGAAGCGCUUACUGGCACCACAUCACGCGUCAGAACAGCGUGGGAGACAUCUGCAAUUACCAAGGUACGAGCUUGACUAUGACUCUCAUUCCACGGGCGCAGACGUUUCAAAGCUUCCUUUCCGAGAGGACGGAGGAGGAGCAGAACCAGGAUCAAGCAACAGCGGCCUCUAGUGGCUGCGAUAGGAAUUGCAGCACCUCGCCGCUCCGUUGACAUGCACUGUCAUGGCUUGACGAAAGCCACGACUCUCGGACAUUCCAAAGCUUUAGGAAGCUCAUAGACACAUGAACAGUAUGAACUCUCUCUCAAUAUAUAUGUAUGUAUAUGUAUGACUUAAUAAUUAUUAUAAUUAUUUGUAGAACAGUGUGUAUACUAAGAACUCUAGGAGCCUCUUUUUGUACGUUGAAGAAAAAAAAAAAAAAAUGCCAAAAAGUUGUACCAUAAACUUUAUUUUCCUUGUGUAGUUCAAGACAAAUGGACUUUCUGCAGUUAUUUUUCAGAUAUACUGUAAAUAUUUAAGCGCUGUAGCGCUUUCACCCUAAGUUUCUUGCAUUUUUGUCUGUCGUUGUAAUGGGACACCUACUGUACGUAGCUUCUGUCAAACAAGGUAUCUGUUUGUGUUUUAGCACCCUGCACUUUUAUAUUAGAGCUUGUUUUGCACUUUUGUCAUUUGCUUUGGUGUUCAUUAUGCCAUGAUGUCUGUAGAUGUGUGCAGUGUGGUGUUUCGGGGGAAACUGGAAAAAAGAGCAUACUUUUAAAGGGAUAGUUCACCCAAAAAUGGAUAUUCUAUCGCUGUUUACUCGCUUUCCAAACUCAUAUGUUUUUGUUUCUUCUGUGGAACACACACACACACACACACACACACACACACAAAAAAGAUAUUUUGAAGACUGUGCUGAUUGCUCUUUUCCAUGAAAUCUGAAAAAGCUUCAAAAAGGACUCACAAGCCUUGUUCAGACCGUCAGUCCAAAUUCAAUCCUAUUUAGCAAGUGUGAACGGGAAAAAAAAUCACAUGAAAUCUGAUAUUUACAAAUCCAUUUCAAGCUACAUUCAAAUGUGGUUUGAAAUCCUAUUCAAGUCUAAUUUUUGGAAAUCGGUUAAAGUCUGACCGCUCUGAUCAUAGCAAUUCUUUGUUACCUUCUCACGCCAUGUAAAACGUAAACGCAUAUCGUACUAUAUAUUAGAGCUGCACGAUUCUGGAUAAAAUGAGAAUCACGAUUUUUAGGUUUCAAAUAGAGAUCACGAUUCUGAAUAUAUAACUAAACAAAAUAACAUGUAAUUUACUAGAAGUUUUGACAAAAUAUAAAUUGCUGACUCUAAUUGCUGGAAAAUGUUUGAAUGAAUUAUUUAAAAAAUGGUUUUGAAUGAAUUCAGUGACUCAUUAAUAAAUACUUGUUUCAUUGCUGGAUGAAUCAGUGUUUUUGAACGAAUCUUUUGAAUGAACGAUUCAAUGACAUACAUUUUUUUAACAGUCAGUUGUCGCCAACUAGUGGAAUUAGAUGUAAUUGAUACAACCGUUAUUUGACGUGCCAAGUUCGUUUCAAAAGGUAGGCUAUUUGCUCCAUUUUGAUCGCUAUCGUAGACAUCGGUGUUUAAAUACUAACUUAAAACUUAUAUCUCAGUACUUAUGUGAUAACGUGAAUAUUUGUAACAUAGAAAUAACUAAUGUGUGAUUCAAAACGGCUCUCGCUGGCUCUGGCAGCCCGAACACAGAUUUGAACGUUCCGGUAUGAUUUUGUCAAAGGUUUAAUAGACGCGGGAGAAUCGUUGUCAUUAAUAAAGUACGAUCGCGUGGGUGCUUGAAUCGAGAUCGCGAGCUUUUUACGAUUAAUCGUGUAGCGCUACUAUAUAUCAAAAUUGUAUAAUCGUAUUCUAUAUCAUAUUGUAAGGCAACACUGCAGUGCUAUAGAAAUAGGCCUAUUCUGAGCGCCACGAGACACACAAAUCAGAUCUAAACCGUUUCAAUACACAGUGUGAACAGUCAAAUUUUUUUUUAGAUCAGAUUCCUAUCAUGUUCAAACCAUAAUCAAACCAUUGCUUUGAAUUAGAUCUUUUCAAUGAAUCAGUUAAGCCACAGUCACACUAGACUUUGAGCAAAUUUCUACGGACACUGCAGCUGUCGUGCUUUUUUAAGUACAUAAUUCAACAUCUAAUACAUCAAAUAUGCAAUCUACUCCAAUGUACUAUAACAAUGCAGUCCUGCAGAUACAAAGUUUGUAUCAAUCUGUGGCGUAUCAAUCUUCUAGUCAUUCAGACGUCUUCACAUCAUAUGAAUUUGCAUGUCAGAGUUCACUAAACUUGAACUUUAGAACAGUGAAAUGUGAAACUCUAGUGUGACCGCAACUUUAGUUCAAAAAUGCAGUCUGAAUGAUCUGGACACAACAUCUGGCCACAGCGGUUAAGACGACGACAGUCGUACAGGUUUGGAAGGACAUGAGGGUAAAAAAUUAUCAUUUACAUUUUUUGGAUGAACUAUUCUAUUCAAUGUUUCCCCCCCAAAACAAGCUUAUUUUAUAUGAAAUUAAUUUCUGAAAUGUGUCUACACACUGGAUGGGAGGUUCGGUUCAUCUGAACCCUCUCACACUGCAGAAGAAGUGCCUUCAGACUCUGCUAGACUGAGACUCUGGCUGGAACGCUGAUUAAAUUAGCAUCCCUCUAGCCAUCCAACAUGUGUAUAACUGAAUUACGUUUCUCCGUUGACACUGCAUUUGUCUAAAAGCAGAACAAAAUAUCUAUUCUCUCCCCGCACAGGAAAAUGCUUAACUCUACUGUAUGACUUUAAGGGUUUUUCCAAGUGGUCUUGUAUAGAUGGGAUGAUAGAAGUGUGCACAGAAACAAUAAUGCAUUCAGUGCGACAAUCAAUUUACUUUACAACUUGACCAUGAAAUACCUUUAAAUGACUGUUGAUCUUUUGUGUAAUUGUGCUAGAAAAACCUGAUUCGACCAGAAUAACAAAUUAUGUCAUGAUGUGGAGCUAAAGGUUUUAGAAGCACAUUAUGAAUUGUAAUUUUUCCCUUUUCCACACAAAAUUAUUUGCUGAUACUCAGAAUUCAUUCUAGGCAGCGUUUAGUAGCACUUGAAUGUGAAUUAAACAACCUUUGUUUUAUGACAGUGUGCAUUGUACUUCAUUUAAAAUGUCUUUGUAAAGGGAAUGUCCUUUUCUAAGGAGGAUUCAAAGGGAUAUUUGGUCAAACACUGUGUUGUUUAAUACCAUGAUAUUCCAAACCUUGCCAGCUAUGAACAUUGUUUGGGAAUUCCCUUUGGGCUUUUCCAGAAAUCAUGUCUUGUAAGAUGUCUUUCUGGAUGUGUUAUAGCAUUUACACCAGUUUCAGUUUGUGUGCUUAUUUGUAAUUGUAUGUUGUUGUUUUUAAAAUCCAUGUUUUAUUUUGGCAUUAAGUAGAAUUUUGUCCUGUGUGGAUAUGUCAAUGUUUACUGAGUAAAAUAAACUGAAUGGACUUUACAGAAACCCCUGAA
Molecule: messenger RNA, 4422 nt
Organism: Ctenopharyngodon idella (grass carp)
Lineage: Eukaryota; Metazoa; Chordata; Actinopteri; Cypriniformes; Xenocyprididae
Gene: dok6
Product: docking protein 6
Exons: 8
Coding region: 166-1161 (331 amino acids)
Biological process (GO): positive regulation of MAPK cascade; cell surface receptor protein tyrosine kinase signaling pathway
Cellular component (GO): cytoplasm
Source: RefSeq, a predicted model, not a curated record